AUGAGCCCCCAGAGGCUCCAGCAAACCUACCUGUGCUAUGAGGUGGACCUCCUGGAUGGUGACACAUGGGUCCCACUGAAUGAGCUCAAGGGCUUCGUGCGUAACCAGCCCAGGCUAUGCCGCCACGCAGAGCUGUGCUUCCUGGACCUGCUGAAUUCCUGGCAGCUGGACCCUGCCCUGCGCUACAGAGUCACCUGGUUCUUCACCUAGAGCCCCUGCUGAAACUGUGCCCAGGAAGUGGCUGCAUUUCUGGGAUGGAACAGCCACGUGCACCUGCGCAUCUUCGCUGCCCGCAUCUAUGAUCGGCCCCCAGGAUAUGAGCAGGGGCUGCGCACACUGCAGGGGGCUGGGGCGCAGAUCGGCAUCAUGAACUUCGAGGGGUUUAGGCACUGCUGGGACACCUUUGUGCACCACCGGGGAAGGCCCUUUCAGCCCUGGUCUGGGCUGCAUGAACACAGGCGAGCACUGUGGAGGAGGCUGCGGGACAUUCUGCAGAGAAAGGAAGAGUCGCGCGUCUCUCACUUGCAAUCACAGCCAGAGAUGCAGAAGCCCAGGGAGGAAGGCGUCUCGAAAGCCAAGGUGGGCUGGAAGCUCGGGCCUGCACCCAGCAGGCUGAGCGGGCUGAGGAAGCUGCGGAAGAAAAGUCUGAAGCUAGCGGAGGAGGGUCCACGAGGUUUAAGAAAAGCAGCCGGCUCCGUCCCAGCAGAGCGCGAGGUGCAGCAGCAGGUGCUGAUGCGGGGCUGCAGCCAGUGA
This is a messenger RNA of Cynocephalus volans (Philippine flying lemur), 753 nucleotides long. RefSeq names its product DNA dC->dU-editing enzyme APOBEC-3A-like. Gene Ontology annotation, cellular component: P-body; cytoplasm; nucleus. Gene Ontology annotation, molecular function: cytidine deaminase activity; zinc ion binding; RNA binding. Gene Ontology annotation, biological process: negative regulation of single stranded viral RNA replication via double stranded DNA intermediate; cytidine to uridine editing; DNA cytosine deamination. Lineage: Eukaryota; Metazoa; Chordata; Mammalia; Dermoptera; Cynocephalidae. The record is from RefSeq and is a predicted model, not a curated record.